Molecule: messenger RNA, 2531 nt
Organism: Setaria italica (foxtail millet)
Lineage: Eukaryota; Viridiplantae; Streptophyta; Magnoliopsida; Poales; Poaceae
Product: probable inactive receptor-like protein kinase At3g56050
Exons: 7
Coding region: 436-2235 (599 amino acids)
Biological process (GO): protein phosphorylation
Molecular function (GO): ATP binding; protein kinase activity
Source: RefSeq, a predicted model, not a curated record
CGGCCGGUGAGGCUCUGCUCUACCUCUGCUAUGUUCUUGUGCUCCUGCUCGCACUGCAUUGCUGCGGUAGUGGCGAGUGGUCACAACUCACACCCGAGACCGGGGACCCGAUCGACCCCAAAUCAUCUCCACCUCCGCGUGGCCGUCUUCCCCGGUCUGCUCCCCCACCAUAUCUGGUGCCCUUCCUCCCCGGUCUCCACUCUCCAGUCUCCACCGCGACGCUACUACCUAGCCGAGGUGGAGACGACCUGGUCUCCUCCCACGCCAUUGCUACCUGAUUAGCUCCUCCCACCCCUCCACGACUGCCACGCUACCCAAGUCGUCGCUUCCCUUUCUUGAUCUCUCUGCCUUUGCAUAAAGCUGCUGAAGCAUGUGGCCUUCCACGAUCAGUGAGUGAGCGUUCCCGUGUUGCUUCGUGGAGUUUCGUCGGCGUCCAUGGAGAAGAUGCGCCGCCGCCGGUGGAUGGUGGGUGUCCUGCUGCUGGUGGCGCUGGUCUCCGUGCUCCCUCAUCUCGGCAGCAGCAACGACGCCGGGCAAGGAACUCUGAACCCGGAGGAAGAUAUCCGCUCCGACUCCGAAGCCAGAUCACCUAACGUUGUCCACAAAUAUUUGGCACACGUAUCUACCAUUCUACCUUCCUGCACCGCGUUGCACGAAUUGUACGUAGAGUGGUGGAUAGAGCAAGUUGAGCUUGGAAUCAUGCAUUGGCUGUCAGAAAGACGGAAACUGACAGCUGAACCACCAAAAGCAGAAGCCCCAGAGAUAACCCAUGGAGACCGUACAAGAAAAAUCCUGCAGGAGCAGCAGAACAAGUACUGGUCCGGGCGUUUCGACAGCAACAAGGCGGCAUGGCCGGAUUUCACCAACAACAAUCCUUCAGCUGGCGGAGGAGGUUUCCAGGGCCCGCCGUCGACGUUCACGCCAAACCGGCAGCCACAGUAUCCGCAAUGGCCACCGUGGCCGUGGACACCGAAGGCUACGCCGCCGAUCAGCUUUCCUCCGUCGCCUGCUCCGGCACCUUCGCCGGCGGUGUUCGCCAAGCCUUUGCCGCUGCCGGCGCAUGAUAGCAAUCCUUCACAGAGCAUCGCACUGCCCCCACAGCCGGCCGACAACGGUAGUAGGCCGGUGAUCGCCGGCGUUGCAACUGGAGGGAGACACUCCAAUCAUGUCGGUAGGCCUGUCUACGUCAUCGCCGCGGCGGGGGCAUCCCUGCUCGCGGCCGUGUCCGUGGCGGUCUUCCUCCUGUGCUACCGGUCCAGCAAGGUGGUCACCGUCAGACCGUGGGCGACCGGCCUCAGCGGGCAGCUGCAGAAAGCGUUUGUGACAGGUGUGCCGUCGCUGAAGAGAUCAGAGCUCGAGCUCGCCUGCGAGGACUUCAGCAACGUCAUCGGCUCCCUGCCGGAUUACAUGGUGUACAAGGGGACGCUGUCCAGCGGCGUCGAGAUCGCGGUGGUGUCGACGACCAAGAGCUCUGCCAAAGAAUGGUCCAAGCACUGCGAAACACAGUUCAGGAAGAAGAUAACAAGCUUGUCCAGAGUCAACCACAAGAACUUCGUGAACCUGCUGGGCUACUGCCAGGAGGAACAGCCCUUCACCAGGAUGAUGGUGUUCGAGUACGCUCCAAACGGCACUCUCUUCGAGCAUCUCCACGUCAGAGAAGACGGCCACCUGGACUGGCCGACGCGCCUGCGCGUGGCGGUGGGCGUCGCCUACUGCCUGGAGCACAUGCACCAGCUGAGCCCGCCGGAGAUCCUGCGGACGCUGGACACGUCCACCAUCUGCCUGACCGACGACUUCGCCGCCAAGAUCUCCGACGUCUUCUUCUGCGACGAGCCCCGGGAGGAGGAGUCCUUGCCCCCUUCCCCGGCGCUGGCGGACAGGGAGGGCGUCGUGUACAGCUACGGGAUGGUGUUGCUGGAGACCAUGGCCGGCCGGUUCACGGCGUCGGCGGGCGGCCUGCUGGAGGGCUGGGCAGCGGGGUACCUGAGAGGGGAGCGGCGGCUCAGGGACGUGGUGGACCCCGCGCUGCGGCGGUCGUUCAACGCCGCCACCGUGGACCGGCUCGACGGCGUCAUCAGGGGAUGCACCGACCGCGAGCCCAGGCGGCGGCUCACGAUGCCGGAGGUCGCCAGGCGGCUCAGGGAGAUCACCGCCAUGCCGCCCGACGCCGCCACCCCCAAGGUGUCGCCGCUGUGGUGGGCGGAGCUGGAGAUCAUCUCCACGGAGGUCAACUGACGGGCAUAUGGGCAUGUUUAUUUUGCAAGGAUCUGAAUCCCUGAAGUUCCCAGAACAAUCUCUCGCUCAAAUGCACCCCCAAAGAGCUGUUCAGUAGAUAAUACACCGUUUUUUUUUUUGUAUUUUGUUUUUUGGGUUUCAGUUUGUAUUCAGUGAAGUUUGUGUCCAUCUGUACAUAAGAACAAGAAGAGAAACUGCAGCCUGCAGUGUGUGGCCAGAGCAGAGGUUGGAUAAAGUCCAGAUGUUGCAGGUGAUGAUGUGCUAAAGAUAUAAAAGGUCUUGCAUAGUUAAACGUA